Messenger RNA from Mercurialis annua (annual mercury), 2947 nucleotides. RefSeq names its product protein RRP6-like 2. The record is from RefSeq and is a predicted model, not a curated record. Gene Ontology annotation, cellular component: nuclear exosome (RNase complex); nucleolus. Lineage: Eukaryota; Viridiplantae; Streptophyta; Magnoliopsida; Malpighiales; Euphorbiaceae. Gene Ontology annotation, biological process: histone mRNA catabolic process; TRAMP-dependent tRNA surveillance pathway; exonucleolytic trimming to generate mature 3'-end of 5.8S rRNA from tricistronic rRNA transcript (SSU-rRNA, 5.8S rRNA, LSU-rRNA). The transcript is spliced from 14 exons. The coding region runs from base 155 to 2797 and encodes 880 amino acids. Gene Ontology annotation, molecular function: 3'-5'-RNA exonuclease activity; nucleic acid binding; nucleotide binding.
ACUUUUAACACUUGCCCUCACUCUCACACCCAAAAAAAUUAUCCUCCCUCAGCAUCACUGUAAAAAAUAAAAAAUGGCGUCUCUGUAAAACCCUAACCCUAACAAUUAAAACCCCGGUUCGAACCUUCUCAAAUUUCUCUCACGCAAAUCAACCAUGAACGAGAAUGCAACCAGCAUUGAUCAAGCAACGCCUCGAACCCUAAUUUCAACGACAACGAAGCCUUUAUCAUCUUCACUUUCAAAUCUUUCAAGCUCUUCUAAAACUAUCCCGUCGAAUCAAGAUUUUCAUUUCUACUAUAAUUUUGACGAAUUUAAGGCCCCGAUACAUAAAAUUGCUGUUAAAUCACAGUCUUUGCUUGAAUCAGUAGGUUCUUGUAGUAAGAAGUUUAAAUUUCCGAGUGAUUCUGACAUUACUGAGGAUGAUAAUUACGAUUGGCUUGUUAAUAUGAAUGAUGAUGUAUUGGAACGGUUUGAUGCGUCUGUAGACGAAUUUAAGAGUCUGAGGAAGAAACAAGAGGAGACAGGGGGAGUGUUGGAAAUGGGGAGUAAUGAGAAUGGCGGUGAGAGUGAGUUUCAGGUGGUUUAUGGGAAGAAAAAGAAAGGGUUGGUGAAUAUGGGGAGUGGGUUAGUGAUUGAGUCUGGUGUUAAAGUUGCUGAUUUGAAGGCUAAAGCAGUGAAAGCAAAAGUUCCGUUUCAUGUACCUACUAUAAAGAAGCCACAAGAAGCUUAUAAAAUCUUGGUUAAUAACUCUAAUCAGCCUUUUGAGCAUGUUUGGUUGCAAAGAAGUGAUGAUGGGUUAAGGUUUAUUCAUCCCCUGGAAAGUCUGCCUAUUAUUGAUUUUGUGGAUACAAGUACUGCAAAUGCUGAGCCUGUACCGCCACCUCCAUUGGAGUCUACUCCAUUCAAGCUUGUGGAAGAAGUCAAAGAUUUGAAGCAGUUGGCCGCUACAUUGCGCGGCGUUAAUGAAUUUGCGGUUGAUCUGGAACAUAAUCAGUACCGCUCAUUCCAAGGAUUGACAUGCCUGAUGCAAAUUUCUACGAGAACUGAAGAUUUUAUUAUUGAUACGCUAAAGCUUCGAAUACAUGUUGGUCCAUAUCUUAGAGAAGUGUUUAAGGAUCCCACCAAGAGAAAGGUCUUGCAUGGAGCAGAUCGAGAUAUUAUAUGGCUUCAACGUGACUUUGGGAUAUAUAUCUGCAACAUGUUUGAUACUGGACAGGCCUCAAGAGUAUUGAAGUUGGAAAGAAAUAGUUUGGAGUAUCUCUUGAAACACUACUGUGGAGUUACUGCCAACAAAGAAUAUCAAAAUGCAGAUUGGAGAUUACGCCCUCUUACUGAUGUGAUGCUUAGAUAUGGCAGAGAAGAUACUCACUAUCUUCUGUAUAUAUACGACUUAAUGCGAGCCGAAUUGCUCUCGAAGCCUAAUGAACCUGAAAGUUUUGAUAGUCCUUUAGUGGAGGUCUAUAGACGCAGUUAUGAUGUAUGCAUGCAUCUGUAUGAGAAGGAGCUUUUGACAGAAAGUUCAUAUCUGCACAUAUACGGGGUGCAAGAUGCUGGUUUUAAUGCUCAGCAGCUUGCCAUUGUUGCUGGACUCUGUGAAUGGAGAGAUGUAAUUGCCCGUACAGAAGAUGAGAGUACGGGUUUUAUAUUGCCGAACAAAAUUCUCAUUGAAAUUGCAAAACAGAUGCCUGUCACACCUCAGAAGUUGCGAAGAGCAUUGAAGACAAAGCACCCAUAUAUUGAGCGAAACCUUGGUUCAGUUGUUAAUGUCAUUAGGCAUGCUAUGCAAAAUGCUGCUGAGUUUGAAGCUGUUGCUCAACGUUUAAAGGAGGCACUAUUGGAAAAAAAGGCCGCACAGGAAAAAAUUGAAGUUAAUGAUGAUGUGGACACAAAUCUGGAGACUGCCGAUGUUGAAAAUGAGACCAUUUAUGACGGCAUUGAAAUCGAUGACAGUGUGAAUGCCAUCAGUUCUAAUUCAGAGCUUCCCGGAGAAAGCCUACCCAUGUCAUCGAACACAACAGAUACAUCUGCAUCUGCGGGCAUUAAUCCUCCAGCAAUGGUGACUGCUAAAGCUACUGUUCAAAUUUUAAAGAAGCCAACCAGCGCUUUUGGAGCCCUGUUGGGAAAUUCGGCAGGGAAGAGAAGGUCUGAUAUCGACAAAAAGGAUAAAGAAGAUUUGAAGUUGGAUAAGAUUAGAACGUCUGUAAACCUUCCAUUCCAUUCAUUUUCGGGCAUAAAUGAAGCGGCAAAGCCAGCUGUAGAGGAACCCCCUGUUGCAACAACUCCAUGUUCCGAAGAAUCUCUUGCUGCUUCAGCUACUCGUUCCAUUGAAGAUGUAAUAAUGCUACAUGACAAUUCAGACGAAGAGAUACAAGAAAAUGUUGAUUCAGAAACCAAAGAUGCUCGCAAGGAUACCAAAUUAGCAGGAUCCGAGUCUGGAACAGACGACGAUGGAGAACCUACAUCUCUCUCUGAUCUUUCUUCGAGCUUCCAAAAGUGCUUCCCCUCGAUCAAUCGGAAUAAAUCCAACAGAAAUGUAGAGAAUUCUCAUGACCCAACUGGCCUGAUGCAGCUGAAGCCGUUCGAUUAUGCUGAAGCAAAGAAACUGGUUCGAUUUGGGGAAAGUCCAGCAGAAAAGUCAAAGGCAGAGGGUGACGAAGCUCGUGGUACUGUAGAUAGGAGAAAAAGUUCAGUCAUUCCUGGAGGUGAGAAAGACGACGAUGGAACUACUCCGUUAGCUCAAGGUAAAAGACGUCAGGCAUUUCCGGCCAGUGGGAAUCGCAGCGCAACUUUUAGAUGAUUCUCUGGGAAUUGUAUUUUGCUCUGUAUAACAUAAAUAGGAAAACUUGUUCAAUAUUUUUGCCCUUAGUUUUGCGAAAACAGCUGGAAAUAAAAAAAGAAUGAGAAUUAAAGGUUACAAGGAGAAAUAAAUAAAAAAAUGCUAAAUCAA